AUGGCGCAAGGGAACGUGAAGGAGGAAGGAGCAGGUUGCAUGAUCGAGACCGCGCGAGCCUCUUCCAUGUCCGACCAGGAAGUGAUCGUGGAAGGAAGAGACGCGAUACUGUCCGAGCUCCAGCAGGCAACCGACAACUCAGUGAAGGACAGCAAGGUGCGCGUGCUCGCACGACUGAGCAUGGAGACGAUGGAAGACGACAGCUCGUCUCUCUGCCUCCUCGUCCUUGCAAGCUCCAAGAACCCUCUCUCCCUUGCCUUCUCCUCCUGCUCCGUCGUGCUCGCUCUGGCUGACAGGCAGCAGCUGGUUGAGGUAGGGAAUUCUUGA
Molecule: messenger RNA, 327 nt
Organism: Guillardia theta CCMP2712
Lineage: Eukaryota; Cryptophyceae; Pyrenomonadales; Geminigeraceae
Exons: 1
Coding region: 1-327 (108 amino acids)
Source: RefSeq, a predicted model, not a curated record